AUGGGCGUCGAGGACGAUGCCUUGAAGACGCCCAAGCAGCACGACUUUGCUCCCCAGCCUGUUUACCCUCUGCCGCACACGGACGACAUUAACCGCGAUGAAAUUGUAAAUGAUUCUGAGGCCGCUAGCGAUACCACUGCCACCAACACAUCUGACGAAUUUGACUGGGACGAAAACGAGGAGGCUGUCGAGAAGAACCAGACUGAGGUUCGCGCUAGAAGAGGGAGGGCGAUAUAUGUUGCUUUUAUGAAGCUUGCCAGGCCUGUUCGGGCCUUGUUAAUUGGUAUACUGGGGGCUGGAAUAUUGAUCACUCCCCUGUUGGUGGUGCACUUCCGGUUUAGAAGCAGUCCUGCAAGGAUUCAUGUCCACGUCUGGUCCCUGUGGUUGACCAUCAUCUGGGCGGCUGGAUGUGCUACAUAUCUGGUCGUGGAUUUACUUCCCCGACUAAUAAUUGCCCUCGUCGUCAUGCUUGGAGGCAAGGUGGAGCGCCUCAAAAUUCAAGUUGAGUUGGCUGUCGCCGUCUCAGGCUGGCUCAAGCUAGCGCUAGACAUAUCCUGGGCAUGGAUCAGUCUAUCAGUCAUUCGCAGAAUCUAUCACCCUCCCUGGUUCUUAUUGGACUAUUGGAUCAUCUUCCUCGUCGAAAAACUCGCCCUCCAUUUUGUUGCCAUCAACUUCCAUCAGAAGGCCCUCGCCGAUAGGCUGACCGAGAAUCAGUUUGCUUUACGAGCUCUCGAUAGAUUGUCUAAUUCUCAACCCUGGGCAUGGAACAAGAAGGGUCCCAACGUCAAGAAAGGACAUAAGAGUCCUGCGAGCUCUGUUGAUCUCAAUACUUUGGCACAGGAGUCAGAGAAGACUCGGCCAAAGAAUUUCAAAGGCCGCAACAGAAGGAGAAAAAACAAGGCUAUGGCGAGCGUCUUCGUGGAUCAAGUCAGUGGGGUCAUCGGACAGGUGGCGUUGAAGGAUUCCAAGUUUAACCGGUCAGGCGAACUUGGGAAUUUGCAUUCUGCGCGUAAAUUAGCCAAGAAGCUUUUCAGCGCUCUCAGCGACUCCUACCCUCCAAGGGAGCAUCUCAUCGUAGAUGAUUUCUUCCCGUAUUUCCGUUCCACUUUGGAAGCUCAACAAGCUUUCGAUAUCUUCGACAAGGACGGAAAUGGUGAUAUAAGCAAGAAGGAAAUGCGAGAAGCUGUUCAACGUAUCUACAAGGAAAGGAAGGCAUUGGUAGCGAGUUUGAAGGAUGCCGGAUCUGCGGUGUCCAAACUCGAUGCUGUGCUUCUUGCUGUGGCACUCGUCUGCAUCAUCUUUAUCUGUCUACUUAUAUUCAACAAAAGUGAUACUCUAUCAUCGCUUGUACCCCUAGGAACUAUUAUCCUGGGCUUCUCGUUCGUUUUCGGCAACUCUGCCUCGACUUUGUUCGAAUCGCUCAUUUUCAUCUUUGCCACGCACGUCUUCGAUGUUGGCGAUCUCGUUCUCAUAGACGAACAGCCUCUUUUCGUACGUGAAUUCGGCCUCUUCUCGACCACGUUCCGCCGUGUAGAUGGUCAGGAAAUCGUCGCACCAAAUAAACUCCUGGCGAGUUCAAAGUUGGUGCACAACCUGAGGCGUAGUAACUCCAUGUGGGAAACAACGACCUUGAUGGUCUCAUAUAACACGCCUUUAGAGACUAUCGAAGCACUGAAAGCGAAACUCAAGGCCUUUGUAAACACCAACUCCCGCGACUGGUCUGGGUUUGACCUCAACAUCGACAAGAUGGUGAAUCAGAACGCGAUCCACCUUAUCGUGGCCAUGGAACGUACGACUGGGGAGGGAAGAUGGGCUAGGCGGACAGCGUUUAUGAGGAACCUGAAGACUAUUUUGGAGGAACUGGAUGUGGGGUACGCGAUGCCUUUGCAGCCGGUGUUGUUGCCCAAGGGUCCAGUCCCUGGGGGUGUGACGAAUAGUCCGCCGUUAGGUUUUAGUUUGGCGGGGGCUGCGAAUGCGAGGACAUCAUCUCCUGGUUGA
This is a messenger RNA of Desarmillaria tabescens, 1998 nucleotides long. Its product is annotated as Mechanosensitive ion channel-domain-containing protein. Gene Ontology annotation, cellular component: membrane. The transcript has 9 exons. NCBI's taxonomy places the organism in Eukaryota, Fungi, Basidiomycota, Agaricomycetes, Agaricales, Physalacriaceae. Gene Ontology annotation, biological process: intracellular calcium ion homeostasis; calcium ion transmembrane transport. Gene Ontology annotation, molecular function: calcium ion binding; calcium channel activity. The coding region runs from base 1 to 1998 and encodes 665 amino acids. The record is from RefSeq and is a predicted model, not a curated record.